Messenger RNA from Brassica rapa (field mustard), 5171 nucleotides. Its product is annotated as protein DOWN-REGULATED IN DIF1 11-like. The record is from RefSeq and is a predicted model, not a curated record. NCBI's taxonomy places the organism in Eukaryota, Viridiplantae, Streptophyta, Magnoliopsida, Brassicales, Brassicaceae.
UUGAACUUUUGUUAUAUUGUGUGAUAUAUUAUAAAAUAAUGGUUUGUUAUAUAUUCUAUCUAUAUAAAAUGAAAUCAAAGUUUCAUCAUAAUAUGUGUUCUCCUAAUUUUAAUCAUGGGUUGCUCUACCAGGUGUUUGUUUAGUACAGUUUUUAGUUUAUCAAAUAUAAGAUCUGAUUGCACAUGGAUCUUGUUAAAAAUAUGUGUAUAUUUUGUCAUCAAAAUGACAAAUAAAAAACCUACUUUUUCUCCCGAAGUGUCCCCAACUGCCAAAACCUUUGUCUUUAUAGCAUCUCCAAAAGGCACUCAAUAACUUCAAAUAUGAAGUUUUUUGCUCUCCAAAAAUGAACUUCAAAACUUCAAAUUUGAAUUUGAAGUUUUGAGGAAUGAAACUCUAUAUUUGAAGUUUCACUUCUCAAAUCUUCAAAUUUGAAGUUUUAUAUUUUUAUUUGUAUUUUAGUCCCUGCAAUAACACAUCACAAUUAUAAUUUAUAAAUAUUUUCUUGUUUAUUAUUUUAAUCCUUAUAAAAAUUAUAUCUCAUAAAUAUUUUAAGUUUUAUUUAAAAAAAUUAAGUUUACACAUAAAAUUAAAUAAAACUUUAAAAGAAGAUUUAAAAUAUUUAAAAAUAGAUUUAGAUAAAAAAAAUAUACAAAAGAAACUUAACAAAAAUCUUUAAAUAUAUUACAUGAAGACAUAACUAUUACACAAAUUUAAAUAUUACAACAACACUAAUAGUUAGGUAAAUUUGAUCCGGACCUUUCAAAAUUUUCAAAUAUUGUCCAAUUUUUGUUGUGUAAUUGAAGAUGGUUGUUGUUGUUGAUGAUGAUGUCUUUUCGUACAAUUCUUUUUUGUUCAUAUUGAAUAUAUUCACGAGUAUUACUAUCAUCGAUAAAAGUUAGUCUUUUAGCAAUAUUUUAUGUUUCUCUUUUAUUUUUUUGUUCUGAUAUAAUGUAUUUACAAGUAUUAAUAUCUCCCGAAUUUCAACAAUUUUUAUCUCUAAUCUACUAAUUAAAAAUGAGGAGAACUAUUUUUACUUUGAAAUGCACUAGUAUAUCAUAUAUGCAUUACAAAAAUCAAUUUAUAGAAUAAUAUAGUAUUUUGCUUGAAGUUUAAUAUUAAUUAAGUUAUUUUGUUUAAAAUUUUAUAUUUUAAUAUAAUAUUUUAUUAAUUAAUAUUGUUUUAAUAUUUAUAAUAUUUAUAUUUUAAUAUAAUAUUUUAUUAAUUAAUAUUGUUGUAAUAUGUUUAUAUAUGUGCUAGUUAUUUACAAAAGUUUUAUGAAUUCAAAUUAGUUAUGACAAAUAUAAUGACCAUAUUAUAAAAUAGAAAUAGUUCUGAAAUUAAGUUUGAAGUUUUGAUUUUGGAUAAAAACACCUUUAAACUUCAAAUAUAAAGUUUUGGAAACAGUUCCUUUUUGGAGAUGCUCUUAGAUCAAUAACUUCCCCUCUGGUUUGGCUUCGUCACAGCCAGGGAGCAUCUUCCUCCUCGUCCUAUUUCCUCUCAUGUGACUUAUUCUCUCUUUUCCAGUGUCGUCAUUUUCUCGUAUUUUAUGUCCUACGGUGUUUUUUCUUUGGAUUAGGACAUUGAUGGUCUCGACGAUACAACUUUUUGGUGUUCUUCGUUCAGGCUAGAGAAAGAAAGUUUUUUUGAGAGAAAGGAAGGUGUUUUGGUUCUCUUCAUUGGUCUAGUCUCAAGUUGGUGGUUUCAACCUUUGAUCUCGUUCUCAUGGAGAUUUUGAUAAUUGGUUCGUCUGUGGUGGCGUUUGUCCGGCCAGAUCUGUGGCUGGUUUUUCCAGAUCUUGUUUUUCUAUCCCGGUUGUGAGUGGUGCAUCAUUCGACUCCCAUCAAUGAAGUAUUUUGGGUGGGAGUCUUGCUUGGUUCUAAGAUUUGAGUCUUGUUAUUUUCUAGGUAGUUGGUGAUCGUCUGUUUUUGUUCUUGCUCUCUCUUUGGCAAUGGAACUGUCUAUGGUUAGUUUUUUGGUUCUAAAGUUUGGAGUUCACUGGUUACGCUUCGUGGCUUGCUUGUCCUUCGGAUUCAGUUUGUCCUUGAUUCUUGUUAGAGGAAUUAGUCCUUGUUCCCUAUUUUAUGGUCGUUUCUAUCUAGGCGUUUACUGGUCGUGUCAUUUGUUGUUGUCCGACUUCGCCGCAUUCAGAGGUGUGAUGAAGAUCAAUAGGUCUUAACUUUCCGGAUUAUGAGCCACAGAUUCAUGGUGAUGGGAAGGUAGUCUCUCAUUAUUUGGGAGGAGGAAGAUGCAUCAUGUGGCUUGUUGUGGGCAUCAGCUGCCGAUUACUCACCGUGAGAGAAGUAAAAAAGCAACUAUGUUGUUCUUGCCUUGUAUGUAUGGCUCGCACAUUUGUUUGAGAUUAAUUAUAGAUGCCUAUUGGUGUCUUUUUAUUUGAGUUUUUAUUGCUGGCCGGUUUGGCUGAGGUUGUAAGAAUACUUUGAUUACAAGUGUUAAUAAAAAGUGAGAGAACGACAUAUAAACAAUAGGUAACUUUGAAUUUUUUGUUCCGUUUUGACAAUUUUCUAAAAAAACAAUAGAUAACACUCAUUUUUUUCUGGUAUGUAUCCCUCUUACAUCUAGGCAUUUAUCAUUGUAUGUAUAAGGUAUCUGUUCUCCACUGAUUCAGAUACGAAACCGUAGGAUAGGAAAAUCGAUCAGCAGAAAACAGUUCAUGAGUUUUAGGGUCCAACAAGAAGAGCAACUUCGGCUAAUAUAGCCAAAUUUUACUUCAUAUACAAACAAAAAACAACCUGAAAUUUAUCUCUAGUCCUUAUCACUAGACAGGAAUAGACAAACUCUUUACAAUUCUUUGCACAAAGCAUUUAUGCUUCUUUUGUAAUUCUUCUUCGGCUUUGUGAAAUCAUCACUAUGUUUAGACCACGUAAUGAAUUGAUCCAAGAUUCCCUUAAUCUUUGUCUUAAAUGAAAUAUUACACCUUAAGUUUUAUAUUAAAUUAAAAUUUCUUUCACAAUAAGUGUUAUUAUAGAUUUUCGAUACAUAUAUUAAAUAAAUUUUUGAUUUUACUCUUAUUUGUAGUUUAAUAAUUAAUAAAUUCAAACAAAAAAUAAAAAUAAUGGAGAUAAACCACAAAAUCAUUAAUGUUUUUAAUUUGCGUGCAAAACCACAUCAAACAAAAUGAAUAUUUAAUUAACAAUAUUAAAUGCUUGAAACAUAUAAGUAAAUAUAAAAAUGUUACCCCUAUAGCUAACUGAAGUACACAAGAAUUAUGUUGUUGCAAAACAACUAAAAACGUUAUUUUAUAGUUAAUGCAAAUCACCAGCUAUAACAUUCAAAGCGAGUCGAUUACUAUAUAUAUACAAACUUAUAGAUCAUGGGAAUGAAAGAAGAAAAAAAAAUUCAACUAAGAAAGUUAAAAAUUAAUCAUAAAUGAUAGAGAUGAAGACAAUUUUCAUGGCAUUUUUCUUUAUUGCCACUUUAGUAUCAUAUGUGUAUCCAAGUUUGGGUCAAAAAGAUGUUGACGAUGAACCACUGGUCAAUUCCGGUCUCGAAUUUGAUACAUUGGAUACGAUAUCGCCGGCUUCCGAAGAUUAUAAUAUUCAUAUGCUCAAGAACAUGUCACCAAAAUACAUAACAUAUGUCAAAACAUGUCAUGACAAGAUGGGGCCCAGUGGUGGUGCGAAAUGUAAUGAUGAUGUUCUUGAAGAGAUUCUUACGAAUAAACCCGUUUCCAGAGAAUGUUGUCUGAAAGUAGUAAAAGCCGGUAAAAAAUGUUACAUGGAAACUAUAAAGUUUAUAUUUCGAUUGUAUCAACUCAAACGUUUUGCUUCUCAAGUUUCUUUCAAAACCAAUAAGGUUUGGAAUAGAUGUUCUAUUGAAGUUGAAAGUCCUUCAUCAUCUCAGAAAAGUCCUUCAUAGAUGUUAUCUUGAUUGGUUGAACUUUCAUUAUAUUAUAUGAUGUAUUAUAAAAUAAUGGUUUAUUAUACUAUUCUAUCUAUAUAAAAUGAAAUCAAAGUUUCGUCUGAAUAUUUGUUCCCCUAAUUUUAAUCAUGGGUUGUUUUAUCAAGUGUUUGUUUAGUACAGUUUUUAGAUUAUCAAAUAUAAGAUUUGAUUGCACAUGAAUCUUGUUAAAAAUAUAUUUGUAUAUUUUUUCUUUGUAACUCGAAUAAAUUAUGUUGUUUAGAAAUCAAGUAUAAAAAGUGAGAAAACGGCAUAAGAAAAGAAAACAAUAUAGGUAACUCUCUCAUUUUUUUUCUUUGGUAUGUAUCCCUUUUUACAUCUAGGCAGUGUAUUAUAUGUAUAACUCUGGGAUUAUCUUAACAUUUUUACCAAAAAAAAAAAAAAAAAACUCUGGGAUUAUAAUAGCAAUAUUGUUCUAUGACGUACAAUUGUACGCCACCAAUCUCAUCAUUUACCUUUCUAACAAGCAUGGCCGGUAAUGGACAUAAAUAUGAGUGAAUUAUUGGCCUGUGAUCUCUAAAAUUUUAGAAAAUAAAUAAAUAAAUUUGUAACAAAGCAACUUGAAUCCAACGAUACAAUACUACCAGAAUUCUCUCUCUCUCUCUCUCUCUCUCUCUCUCUCUCUCUCUCUCUCUCUCUCUCUCUCUCAACUUACUAAAAGAGAUAUAAUUAGCUAAAGACAUCUCUAAUGGUACACAAAAAAUUUCUCUAUAUUUCACUUUAUUUUAGAGUAAUUCUAUUAUAUAGUAAACCAUUAAAACAAAUUCAACUUUGUAGUAGAGUUACUUUAUUUUAGAAUGAAAUAUAGAAAAAAAAUUUGAGUACUAUUAGAGAUGGUCUAAGAAUAGCUAUAUUACCACAGCUAUUUGAUCAAUUAGUGAUAUUUAAUACCAAACUAAAGAUAAAUAGUUUGUAGAAGCAUUGUAUCCUACUGGUUAAGGUUUAAAGGUUUUUACAUCCAUAUCUAAGGUUCGAAUCCUAGACUAUGCAAUUUCUUGCGGAUUAUAAGAAAUUCAAGUUUCAAGUCCCGGAGAAAACGAAUUAUUAAACAAUUAUGCCGAUUACAGAAGAAAGACUUACAAGAAAUCUUCAACAUGGUGCAAGUAAAUCUGGCCAGGCGUAGAUCUUCAUAGGACGGCUCAGGUAAUGCAGUUAGGCGUAAGUUCUCAUAAGCCAGGUAGCAUUGUCGGUCGUCGAAUCGUCUAUGUAAUUUUUCUGAUAUCGUAAUCGUAAUAUCCUAAUAAAUCAGUUUU